GGCAGUUGAUGGGAUGCUGGAGGACCGAGGGGAGGAGCAGUCGUUGCAGUAACAACAUCCUGGACAUAAGAGACUAGCGGCGCACAUAAUGAAAUAAGGGAGGUGGAAACUAGCAAAAGAUCCCUACGUGGUCAGACCUGAAAAGAUGGACAUAUUCUUCAAAAACUGAAUCUUGAAAGGGUCUAAUUGGAUUCUUUACAUGCGCUACCGAUUACCCAGAAGCACAUGUGAGAAGAUGCGCAGAGAAAUGGUCUGCUACAGAAUAGCAAGCUAACGUUAGAUGCCUUUACUGAAAAAGGCGCAGUAUCUAGCAAUGCAGGCCGGCGAAUUGCCAUUAGCGAAGAAACCUAGUAGUAACAUUUAUGCACGAGCUUAUUAACGCAGAUAUAUUUUUAUCGCGCAGCCGAUUAUAUUGUAAAUACACCGGCUAAUCGAAUCGGCGGGUCAUCCAGCCAUUCUUUGGAGACACCGCGGUUAUCAGCGACGCAGGCCUGUUGGAAAGAGGCUCUGAAUACAUUGAGAUAUUCUACCGAAGCGAUGUUUUAUGCCGCCAGCAUAAUGUAACGGAAACUUUAUUAUUCACACUAGUAAGAGAAUCUCGAUUAUCGCAACUGAACGUCGCUGGGAAGACAAUAAGCUUGUUGGCAAUGCGACCGUCGUUAGGAUUUUAAUUUUUCAGGUUAUUGUUUGUUUUUCGAGGUUUUUGAAGGGAAAGCCACUUGUGUCCAACAAUCCCGACAUCUACGCUGUAGUCAGGAGAUCUAACAAACACUCAGUUAACCUCAUAGCCUGUGCAAUCACAUUGUCUUUUCGUUAAACUUGACGCCUGGAUCUGCUAUUGAGGACCAUGGAUCAGUAGGCAAUGUCGGAAUGAUUUUCACGGAUGAUGAUGAACACAUUUGCUGAUGGCAAGUUGUUCCUGGAGUCAAGGAGACCGACACAAUUUGGAAUCUGAGCGCACAUUAGCCGGAAUGAGAUAAUAGCGCGGCGUAUGCAAGAUAACCUUGACACUUGUCCCUUCAGAUUCCAAUAAGAAUACAAAACAUGACCACACCGGCUCUCUUGCCUCUCUCGGGCCGCAGGAUACCGACUCUCUCGCCGGGUGCGUCUUCGUUCUCCCAUCACAGGGCCACCCUGCGCCUCUCCGAGAAGUUUAUUCUCCUCCUCAUCCUCAGUGCCUUCAUCACGUUAUGCUUUGGAGCGUUCUUCUUCCUCCCGGAUAAUUCCAAACAGAAGCGCUUCGACUUGGGCUUGGAGGACGUUCUGAUACCGCACAUCGAGCCUGGGAAGGAAGGCAAGCACAGCGGCGGCCAGGUGAUCAUACACGGCCCGGGGGGACACGAUGAGCACCGACACAAGCAGGAGGAGGAGAGUCUGCGGGAUAAGAUCCGGGCGGACCACGAGCGUGCGCUGCAGGAGGCCAAGGAGAAGCUCCGCAAGUCCAAGGAGGAGAUCCACGCCGAGAUCCAGACGGAGAAGACCAAGGUGGCCGAGGACCUGAAGCGCAAGGACGGGCCCAAGCCGCUGCCCCCCGUGCCCCUGCCCAAACUGGUGGGCAUCAACGAUGGGGAACCCAGCGACCCCGACGUCAAGGAGAAGAGAGACAAGAUCCGAGAGGGUGCUGUGACCGUUGGCUGCUUCCUGGAGGCUUUUUCCAAUAGAGCAGGGCUCCAUGAUCUCACUAUAACCUCAAACUGCCUCAUGAUGAAAUAAAUUAUGGACUCUUAGUGCCCUUUUCUAUACCUCUGGGUGUGCUGCAAUACAUAGAGCAAUAAUCUGCCCAAACCUGUUCUCAGGUAGGGUUGACCCAGACUUGCUUUAUUGUUCUCUAGUGGAUGAUGAACUGACGAUGGAAUUAGUUAUGAAAGCUGUGAAACUUCAUUGUAUUGGGAUAAGGAACUACUUUGGCCAGACACACGGAACAAGAUGACAUCAUCCAGUGUCAAAUCAAGGCAUUACAAGCUGAAACAGGCUCGUGAGGUAUCACACGGAGAAAGAACACCUUUUAAUCAACAUGGUACAAAUAUUUAUGAAAUAAAACCACCAAAUGUAUAAUGACAGUCAAUUAAAGAUAUGAAAACUAGCUAUUUUAGCAAAAAAAAUAUAAAAUGAUAGAGUAAUAUAACAUCUUCCAUUUUUUGAAUACAUCUGCAAUGAAUAUUAAAACUUUCCCAUAAAAAAAGUUUAAAGGAAAUUCAAAUAAUCCUCCUUGGGAAAAUAUACAGUGUUUUUUUCACUGAAGCCAUAUUUAGCUAGAUCUGUGGCACUAAUUAGUUUUUUAUGCAGGACCAAAUAACUUCUAGACAUGAUACAGCUAUAUUAAUACCACACAGAAUCAAAGCCUGAUGGUGAAAACUAUUGCAGAUAUUCAUUUUUGAAAAUUAAAGAUGAUCCGUUUGGAUAAAAAAAAUAUAAUUUUGUAUUAAUCUGCUUAAUACGACAUUCAGCAACUAUUUACAUGAAUAUAUGUGGCAAAUUAUCUUUAGGAUUUUUCCUGGAUGUUCUGUACAAAUUUCAACCCAAUCCAUUAGUGGGGCU
This is a messenger RNA of Clupea harengus (Atlantic herring), 2538 nucleotides long. It is a transcript of the gene man1a2, whose product is annotated as mannosyl-oligosaccharide 1,2-alpha-mannosidase IB-like. The record is from RefSeq and is a predicted model, not a curated record. The transcript has 4 exons. Gene Ontology annotation, biological process: mannose trimming involved in glycoprotein ERAD pathway; carbohydrate metabolic process. Bases 1045 to 1713 code for a protein of 222 amino acids. Gene Ontology annotation, molecular function: mannosyl-oligosaccharide 1,2-alpha-mannosidase activity; calcium ion binding. NCBI's taxonomy places the organism in Eukaryota, Metazoa, Chordata, Actinopteri, Clupeiformes, Clupeidae. Gene Ontology annotation, cellular component: Golgi membrane; endoplasmic reticulum; extracellular exosome.